UCAUUGAGUUUUUCAUUUAUCAAGUCAGAAUAAGAGGGGGAAUUCUGGCAACCAUAUAAACGGAUCAAAGAUUGCUUGCCAUGCAGUUUUAACAUUUGCUUUAUAGUUUACCUUUCGUGGCGUAUAAAAGCAUUUGAGUCUUAAAAACGCGAAAAUACUUAUUCAUUCAUGGCAGUUGUAAUAAAAUGGCCGCCAAAACUUAUUCAUGGCGGAAAUUAUAUCAAAGAAGGUCGGGAUUCAGCUAGAAGCACUUGCUUAAUUUUUUCUCCUAAAGAAGAAGAUGAAAUUGGAUCAUUGGGAAGAUAUCUCCAACUCUUCGCCAAACACAAAGUGAAUCUUUUACAUAUCGAGUCCAGAAGUUCUCUACGACGACCAGGCGGCUAUGAAUUUAUGGUGGAAUGUGCACCGGGUGGUAAUAUAGCCUCCGCAAUUGAAUCCCUACGAGAGCAAUGCAACUAUUUUUCGAUAAUCUCUAGAAAUCAUAAAGACAAUAUGGAUACAGUACCAUGGUUUCCAAGAAGGAUACGCGACCUCGAUAAGUUUGCUAAUCAAAUUUUGUCCUAUGGUGCAGAACUCGAUAGCGAUCAUCCUGGUUUCACAGAUCCCGUUUAUAGAAAGAGAAGGAAAUAUUUCGCUGACAUUGCUUACCACUAUAAAUACGGACAAGUUAUUCCAAGAGUGAAAUACACGCCUGAAGAAAUAGCUACAUGGGGCGUAGUCUUCAAAAAUUUGACUAAACUUUAUCCAAAGUACGCUUGUAAGGAGCAUAAUCACGUUUUUCCCUUGCUCAUCGAAAAUUGCGGUUAUCGGGAAGAUAAUAUACCCCAACUCGAAGAUAUAUCCAACUUUUUGAAGGAUUCUACCGGUUUCACACUUCGUCCAGUGGCAGGGCUACUGUCUUCACGCGAUUUUCUGGCUGGUUUAGCAUUUAGAGUGUUUCACAGUACGCAAUAUAUACGACACAGCAGUAAACCACUUUAUACGCCCGAACCGGAUGUAUGUCAUGAGAUUUUAGGCCAUGUGCCUCUCCUCGCUGAUCCAUCUUUUGCACAAUUUUCACAAGUUAUUGGUCUGGCGUCUCUCGGUGCUCCAGAUGAUUACAUAGAAAAACUUGCAACGUGUUUCUGGUUUACGGUGGAAUACGGAUUAUGUCGACAGAACGGCGAAUUAAAAGCGUAUGGCGCCGGUCUUCUCUCAUCAUUUGGAGAAUUGGAAUAUUGUUUAAGCGACAAACCAGAACUUCGACCUUUUGAUCCACCAAAGACUGCAUUGCAAAAAUAUCCGAUAACGGAAUAUCAACCCGUAUAUUAUGUUGCUGAAGAUUUUGAGGACGCAAAAGAAAAAAUGAUGAAAUUUGCCCAAACCAUACCGAGGAAAUUCGGAGUAAGGUAUGACGCUUAUACACAGAGUAUCAGCAUUAUUGACAGUAAACAACAAGUGGAAACUCUUGUGAAUAAUGUGAAUCAAGAAGUACAGAUUUUGAUGGACGCUUUGAAAAAACUGCAACAUUAGAAUUAAUUUUAUUCGAUAACAUUUCUUUUUAGCAUAUUUUAUAAAAUUAUAAUUAAUUUUUUUAUUUCUCUAAAAAAAUUAUUAUACUAAAACAUAUAAUAACAUAUACACGGAGAAAAUUUUAUAUAAAAAAUUAUAUGUACGGCAUUAACCACGGACUACGAAGCCGCGGACCAAAAAUUUUUACUAUGUUUCACAUGUGAAAAUCAUAGUAA
Molecule: messenger RNA, 1727 nt
Organism: Linepithema humile (Argentine ant)
Lineage: Eukaryota; Metazoa; Arthropoda; Insecta; Hymenoptera; Formicidae
Gene: Hn
Product: phenylalanine-4-hydroxylase
Biological process (GO): L-tyrosine biosynthetic process; L-phenylalanine catabolic process
Molecular function (GO): iron ion binding; phenylalanine 4-monooxygenase activity
Source: RefSeq, a predicted model, not a curated record